CUAUUUAUCUUUGGUCAUCACCGUAAAGGUUUAACCUGAAAGGUUCCGACUUCCUGUUUCCUGUUGGCUUCACCUUUCAUGCUUCUGUAUAAAGAAGCUUCUCAUCUGCAGGACAUCGGACUCCCGGUCCUCCCAGAAUCCCACUGCUGUUCUGACCCACCUGGAGGUCAAACAUGGCACCUCCUCCCUCCACCAUGCUCCUCCCCCUCCUGUGGGCGCUGCUCCACCUGGCAGGAGCUCAGCAGACGUUUGGCUCCGCCUCCCAGCUGGACAUCAGCACCUGCCCCAUCACCUUCUAUGGAAAGACCUACCGCCGAGUCUACGUGAACUUCACCUCUGAAAACUUUGUGGUUUGCUUUGGAGGUUUCUUCAGUCCUAACGGCGCAGACGACUGCCUCCUGGCCACUCCCCCCGACUCCCAGCAUGCCAAGCUGGAGCUGUUCCGGCGGAUCCCCAUCCUGGAGACGCUCAUCCACAACAGCCUGCCCAGCAUCCGCACCAGCAUGGACUGUUUCGCCGGGUUCUCGCUGCAGCACAGCGGCCAGCCUACCAGCCUGGCUCUGGUCAGCUUUGGGAGGCGGUCGGCGCUGUACCUGUACACCACUGCUGUAGGAACCGUGGUGGUUGAUGUUCUGGUCAGUGGAACCAGAGUGGAAACUGUGAAGGUCACCAACACUCCUGGAAACAAACAAAUCCGAGGAUACUUGGACACCAGCGGAUGCUUCUACUCAGGUGUCGUCUAUGAACCUGGACGUCAGGUGAACUCUCCAGAGACCUGCCUCUUCCUCAACUGCAGUGAAGACGUUGGUCUGCAGGUGUCUGCCUGUGGUCCACUGGAGCGUUGCCAAGGCAACGGCAGCUGCAUUGAGGUCCCUCCCCAAACCCCGAUCCCGCGCAGCACCUGCUCUGUGGUCGGCCCCGCGGUCCUGGACGUCCACGGGCAGCUGAACUUCGUGGAGGACCGGUGCUCCUACGCUCUGCUGUCGGCUCCUGACCUCCAGAUCGUAGCAAUGUUUCAGGAGCGGCGCCGUAAAGACGUCAGCUUCCUGGACGGCCUGAUCCUGCAAAUGGGCAGGUCUGACGUUCACAUCAACCUGGACCCGGGAGGGCGGGUCAGGCUGAACAACCUGACGAUGGUCCUCAACAGCUCCGCUCAGACGGUUUAUGGCGUGGAGAUGUCCAAAGACCAGACCGGAGUCACCGUCCAAGUGUCGCACUCCAACCUCACUGCAACCGCCUUCUUCAACGGGCCAGCUGUUCCAUCGGUGGGCGGGCUGUGUGGAAACGCCAGCGUGUCUUUGGGUGAACUGAGGCUUCCUGAGUUCAGCUCCACCAGUUGUGAGACGCGGUACAGCGACACUGUGGACACGUCCAUCAACUGCACCAGGAUGAGUGAACGCUGUGACCUCCUGAAGGGGGCGCUCUUCUCCUCCUGUACCACGGACCCUGAGCCUUACAUCACUGCCUGCAUGGACGUUUUGUGUAAAUAUCCUGACCUGGACGGCCUCAGGUGUCAGUUCCUGGAGGUCUACGCGAGAGCCUGCAGCCAGAGCAACGGCGCCGCCCUGCAGGGCUGGAGGUCCAAAGCUGAGUGCUCGCCCCCUGUGGCCAUCUGUCAGGACAGGACGUGUGGUCCAAACGAGUUCUGCUCUGAGACGAGGCCCGGCGGACAAACCCGCUGCCUCUGCCGAGCACUGUUUGCCUCAAAGUACCUGGGAAGAACCACUCUGGGUGGUCCAGCGGUCUGCCGACAGAACUCCGCCUCUCUCACUUUGGUCGGGUGUCUCCUGGAGGACAGAGGCAUCAACUACACCCAGCUGCACCUCAACGACGCCGCCUGCCGGGGUCAGAUGGACGAGCAGACGCACAUGCUGACCUUCAGCUUCAACAGCAGCAGCACCUGUGGGGCGCAGGUCUUGACCAACAGCAGUCAUGUGAUCUACAAGAACACCAUCCGGGGUCAGAACGGUUCCUCUGACACUCACCACGGUCCGUUCCACGUGGACUUCUCCUGCGCUCAGACCAGGCCGGGCGUUCAGACGGUGGCCUUCAGCGUCCGUGGCAGCACUGUGGUCCAGCUCGCCACAUCUGGAUCCUGGAACUACACUCUGACCCUGAAGGCCUUCACCGACGCCGAGCGCUCACAGGCGGUGCAGCCGAGCACCGAGCUGCAGCUGGACCAGAGGAUCUGGGUGGAGCUCCACACGCACGGUCUGGAGGAAACCGCGGUCGUCAUGGUGAUGGACUCCUGCUGGGCCACCGACAACGGGACCUCCAGAUACGAGCUGAUCCGUGAUGGAUGUGCCAGCCCCGCCGACCACACGGUGCAGGUGGAGAGAAACGGCCAAUCAGCUUCCAGCAUCUUCUCCUUCAAGAUGUUCGGUUUCUCUGAGAGUUCUGGAGACGUCUUCCUGCACUGCAGACUGCAGCUGUGCUUCAGACAGAAGAGCUGCUCACCUGAAUGCAGCAGAGCUCAGAAACGCCGAUCGGUGCGGUCCAAACGUGGAUCUGCUGCUGUCUCCGUCCAGGACCCGUGAGGUGGUAACCAUGGAAACCGAUGGAUGGCUGCUGACCUGCCUGAUCCGUUUGGAUCAAACCCUCAUGGUGGUUUUAAAUCUGUUUUUGUCUUUUUUUUGGGUAAAAUCUUAUCGGUGGUUCAGGAUCUCUGUCCCUCAGAGUUCUGCUCACAGGGUGCAGACGUCUGAGGUGUGAAGGGUCUGAUGUUACAGCAGGAGAACCGCCUUCAAAGAGGAGUUCAAAGGUAGAGCGAUCAUUUCUGAGAACAGGAUGACGUGCUGAGGAGAGACGACUCACAAACGAAGGAUGAAACCUGAACACUAAUGUAGCUUCAGGCUGUGAAGAUGAAGCUCCAGGAAGACGGUGGAGCUUUCUGGGGGGCGGAGCUCUUUAGAAAUGAGAUCGAAUGUGAUUUUUAGGCUCUGAUCCUUUUCAUCUCUAACUCGUUCUGCAGCAGAGCGAGCACGAACCAGAACCUCUGCUGGUGAACACAUUCUGACAUUCAGGGGUUUGUGGUUCUGGACUUGGAGGAGUUUAAGUAGACAAACUUCCCAUGUGCUCCAGGCUGAUCUGCUCCGGUUCCUCUGCUGCUUCUGGUUCCAUAGAAUCUCUAAAGUCGUGGUUUUCAGAUCAUCUCUAGAUCUGGUUCUCCUUCGGUGGAUGUUUUUGUUUUUAUACUUUGGUUGUCUCUGUCAUCUUUAGGUGUGUUUAAUAAAGUUUUUGAAGUCCGUCUCA
Oryzias melastigma (Indian medaka) is the source of this 3252-nucleotide messenger RNA. RefSeq lists its product as uncharacterized. The record is from RefSeq and is a predicted model, not a curated record. Bases 174 to 2537 code for a protein of 787 amino acids. Lineage: Eukaryota; Metazoa; Chordata; Actinopteri; Beloniformes; Adrianichthyidae. The transcript is spliced from 18 exons.